GGAUGGUUGGUUGAAAAGUUCAAAAUGGAGACUUGGUGGCUGGGUAUUAGCUUGCAGGGAAACUCCAUGAAUUGAAGAAAGGUCAUAAACAGUAGACAAGUGUGAUUAAGAUUUUUUCUUCUCUUAAAGAAUUCAGUUAAUUCGCAAUUCAAACUGUAAGAGAGAGUGGUGGAAGGUAUGAACUUCAUAGGAUUUGGAGUGAUGGGUUUAAAAGUUCAGGUCUUUCUGUUGGUUAUUUCCAUCCAAAGUGUGGUUACAAGAGUGGAGGCCGAUAAUCAAGAUUUUGUUGCUUUAAAAUCUCUCAUGGAUAGCUGGAAGAACGCACCAUCCAGUUGGAUUGGCUCUGAUCCAUGUGGUAAUGAUUGGGAAGGAAUCAAGUGCAACAAUUCACGCGUGACUUCCAUAUUUCUAUCAAGCAUGAACUUGAUUGGUCAGCUGUCUGGAUACAUCCAGUCAUUAUCUGAGUUGCAGACUCUGGAUCUAUCAUACAACAACGGCUUAAAGGGAUCUCUUCCCUCAUCAAUUGGAAAUUUAAAGAAGUUAUCAAACUUAAUUCUGGCCGGUUGCAGUUUUAGUGGUAUGAUUCCAGACUCAAUAGGAUCUCUCCAGCAGCUGGUUUUCUUAUCUCUGAAUUCUAAUAGCUUCAGCGGACCAAUACCACCUUCCAUUGGAAAUCUAUCAAAUCUAUAUUGGCUAGAUCUUUUUGAUAACAAACUUAGUGGAGCCAUCCCAGUUUCUGAUGGGAUCACACCUGGUCUGGAUAUGCUAGUUCAUACGAAGCACUUUCACUUUGGAAAGAAUAAUCUAUCCGGUGAAAUUCCAUCUCAGCUUUUCAGCUCGAACAUGGUUCUUAUACAUUUGUUACUUGAUGACAACCAGCUAACAGGCAGCAUCCCUUCCUCACUGGGACUUGUGCAGACUUUGGAGGUGGUACGCCUUGAUAGAAAUUCAUUAGGAGGACCAGUUCCAUCAAAUUUUAACAACCUUACCCAUGUCAUGGAGCUGUUUUUGUCCAACAAUAUACUCACUGGUCCACUGCCAAAUCUUACUGGCAUGAAUUCCCUCAAUUAUUUGGAUAUGAGCAAUAACACAUUUGAUGUAUCAAGUGUUCCUCCAUGGUUUUCAUCCUUCCCAUCUUUGACAGCACUAAUAAUGGAAGGGACAAGACUUCAAGGACAAAUUCCAGUUGAGCUCUUCAGCCUUUCUGGGUUGCAAACUGUCAUACUAAAAAACAACCAGCUUAAUGGCACCUUGGAUAUUGGCUCCAGCUAUAGCGAUCACCUGCAACUCAUUGAUUUGCAGUACAAUUAUAUUACUGCUGUUACGCUAAGAGUGGAAAACAAUAUUGAGUUAAUACUUUUAGGCAAUCCAAUUUGUGAGAAAGCGGAAAGUACAGAAAAAUACUGCACCAUUCAACAGUCCAAUAUUUCAUAUUCAACACCACCACAUAAUUGUGAGCCUGCUCCCUGCAGCUCAGAUCAAAUUUCCAGCCCCAGCUGUAAAUGCGCAUAUCCAUACACGGGCACCCUAUUUUUCAGAGCUCCUUCCUUCUCAAACCUGGGGAACUCGAGGGUCUAUAUUCCUCUCCAAGACUCUCUGAUGAAUUCUUUUAACUCGUAUGUACGCCUGGUGGAUUCAGUUUCUCUGAGUAAUCCAACCAUAAAUUUGGCUUAUUACCUUGAAUUGAACCUGGAAGUUUUUCCAUCUGGCCAAGAACAUUUCGACCGAACUGGAAUUUCUCUGAUUGGGUUCAUGUUGAGCAACCAAACUUUCAUGCCCCCAAGCAAUUUUGGAAGCUACUUUUUCCUUGGUGAAAACUAUGUUUACUUCGCAGCUGAAGGAGUUCCGAACAUUACAACAACAUCACCACCAACAACUACCCAGCCCUUUUUCCCAGCUGAAGGAGGUCGGGCCAUUAAGUGGUGGAAAUGGCUUGCCAUCUCAGUAGGAGGAGCUCUAGUUAUAAUUUUAUUCUGCUACUUGUGCUAUUUAAGAUUGAGAAGGGUAAUAAAAGAUAAGAGAAAAACAAAAAUAUUAUUAGAGCUCGGAGUUCCUACAAAAUAUAAGGACAACAAGAAGGGCCACGAGCUGCAAGUAUUCAACUUCCAAAGCAUAGUGGUUGCCACAGACAAUUUCUCAGAUACAAAUAAGCUUGGAGAGGGUGGUUUUGGAUCUGUUUACAAGGGAAACUUUCCCGAUGGAGAAGUUAUAGCAAUAAAAAGGCUUUCAAGGAGUUCAGGACAAGGAUUAGUGGAGUUCAAGAAUGAGAUUUUACUCAUUGUCAAGCUCCAACACAAUAAUCUUGUUAGGCUUCUGGGAUGUUGCAUUGAAGGAGAAGAAAAACUGCUCAUUUAUGAGUAUAUGCCCAACCAAAGCCUGGAUUCCUUCUUAUUCGAUCCCAAUAAAAAGUCAUCCUUAGAUUGGAAAAAACGUGUUGCCAUCAUCGAAGGGAUUGCUCAAGGACUUCUUUACCUUCACAAGUAUUCAAGAUUGAAAAUAAUCCAUAGAGAUUUAAAAGCCAGUAAUGUAUUACUUGAUGAAAAAAUGAACCCAAAAAUAUCAGAUUUUGGCUUGGCUAGAAUAUUUGGGGAGAAUGAAUCUGAAGCAAAUACAAAGAGGAUUGUUGGAACAUAUGGUUACAUGUCUCCGGAAUAUGCAAUGGAGGGCCUUUUUUCAAUUAAAUCUGAUGUGUUUAGCUUCGGAGUGUUGUUGCUUGAGAUUGUAAGUGGAAAGAAGAAUCAUAGUUGCUAUCAUUCUGAACGCCCACUGAACCUUAUAGGAUAUGCGUGGGAAUUAUGGAAAGAAAAUAGAGGAUUAGAGCUUAUAGACCCUACAUUGGACAAUUUAUUUCAAAGUAAUGAAGUGCUGAGAUGCAUUCAUGUAGGUCUCUUAUGUGUACAAGAUAAUCCAAUAGAUAGACCUACCAUGUCAGAUGUAAUUUCUAUGCUCACUGAGGAAACUAGACCACUUUCUACACCUAAACAACCAGCCUUUUUCAUUGGUAGGAAUGUGCUUGAGGCAGAUAUUUCCCAAGGCAUGCCAGAAAUUUAUUCUGUCAAUAAUGUGUCAAUUUCAGAGAUGGAAGCUAGGUAAAGGUACCAAUGAUUUGUUUGCAUUAUGUAUUCAUAAUACUUUAUAUUCAGUUUUCCAAUUUAACAGCAAAGUUGUAUGAAUAAAGUGAAUUUAUUAUGUGUCCAACUCUGUUUAUAAGAUUGUUUAUAGUAUUGAUCAUUUUUUGUUUUA
This is a messenger RNA of Cornus florida, 3243 nucleotides long. Its product is annotated as G-type lectin S-receptor-like serine/threonine-protein kinase CES101. The record is from RefSeq and is a predicted model, not a curated record. Gene Ontology annotation, biological process: protein phosphorylation. NCBI's taxonomy places the organism in Eukaryota, Viridiplantae, Streptophyta, Magnoliopsida, Cornales, Cornaceae. The transcript has 20 exons. Gene Ontology annotation, molecular function: protein binding; ATP binding; protein serine/threonine kinase activity. Bases 178 to 3093 code for a protein of 971 amino acids. Gene Ontology annotation, cellular component: membrane.